AUGCCCCACUGCAGUACCACGUUUUCAGAAACUGUAACCCAAAGUGAUGCUUCCUGCGAGAGGCCCUUCGUCUGCAAAUUCUGUCAGAAAACGUUUACAUUAAAACACCAUCUUACAAAGCAUGAACGAACACAUACGGGCGAGAGACCAUUUGGAUGCAAAUCCUGUCCACAGACUUUUGCCCAAAAGAUUACUCUUAUUGGGCACGAGCGAACACAUACAGGCGAGAGGCCCUUCGUCUGCAAAUUCUGUCAGAAAACGUUUACAUUAAAACAGAAUCUUACAACGCAUGAGCGGACCCAUACGGGCGAGAGACCAUUUGGAUGCAAAUCCUGUCCACAGACUUUUGCCCAAAAGAUCACUCUUAUUGGGCACGAGCGAACACAUACAGGCGAGAGGCCCUUCGUCUGCAAAUUCUGUCAGAAAACGUUUACAUUAAAACAGAAUCUUACAACGCAUGAGCGGACCCAUACGGGCGAGAGACCAUUUGGAUGCAAAUCCUGUCCACAGACUUUUGCCCAAAAGAUCACUCUUAUUGGGCACGAGCGAACACAUACAGGCGAGAGGCCCUUCGUCUGCAAAUUCUGUCAGAAAACGUUUACAUUAAAACAGAAUCUUACAACGCAUGAGCGGACCCAUACGGGCGAGAGACCAUUUGGAUGCAAAUCCUGUCCACAGACUUUUGCCCAAAAGAUCACUCUUAUUGGGCACGAGCGAACACAUACAGGCGAGAGGCCCUUCGUCUGCAAAUUCUGUCAGAAAACGUUUACAAUAAAACAGAAUCUUACAACGCAUGAGCGGACCCAUACGGGCGAGAGACCAUUUGGAUGCAAAUCCUGUCCACAGACUUUUGCCCAAAAGAUCACUCUUAUUGGGCACGAGCGAACACAUACAGGCGAGAGGCCCUUCGUCUGCAAAUUCUGUCAGAAAACGUUUACAUUAAAACAGAAUCUUACAACGCAUGAGCGGACCCAUACGGGCGAGAGACCAUUUGGAUGCAAAUCCUGUCCACAGACUUUUGCCCAAAAGAUCACUCUUAUUGGGCACGAGCGAACACAUACAGGCGAGAGGCCCUUCGUCUGCAAAUUCUGUCAGAAAACGUUUACAUUAAAACAGAAUCUUACAACGCAUGAGCGGACCCAUACGGGCGAGAGACCAUUUGGAUGCAAAUCCUGUCCACAGACUUUUGCCCAAAAGAUCACUCUUAUUAGGCACGAGCGAACACAUACAGGCGAGAGGCCCUUCGUCUGCAAAUUCUGUCAGAAAACCUUUACAUUAAAACAGAAUCUUACAACGCAUGAGCGGACCCAUACGGGCGAGAGACCAUUUGGAUGCAAAUUCUGUCCACAGACUUUUGCCCAAAAGAUCACUCUUAUUGGGCACGAGCGAACACAUACAGGCGAGAGGCCCUUCAUCUGCAAAUUCUGUCAGAAAACGUUUACAUUAAAACAGAAUCUUACAACGCAUGAGCGGACCCAUACGGGCGAGAGACCAUUUGGAUGCAAAUUCUGUCCACAGACUUUUGCCCAAAAGAUCACUCUUAUUAGGCACGAGCGAACACAUACAGGCGAGAGGCCCUUCGUCUGCAAAUUCUGUCAGAAAACCUUUACAUUAAAACAGAAUCUUACAACGCAUGAGCGGACCCAUACGGGCGAGAGACCAUUUGGAUGCAAAUUCUGUCCACAGACUUUUGCCCAAAAGAUCACUCUUAUUGGGCACGAGCGAACACAUACAGGCGAGAGGCCCUUCAUCUGCAAAUUCUGUCAGAAAACGUUUACAUUAAAACAGAAUCUUACAACGCAUGAGCGGACCCAUACGGGCGAGAGACCAUUUGGAUGCAAAUACUGUCCACAGACUUUUGCCCAAAAGAUCACUCUUAUUGGGCACGAGCGAACACAUACAGGCGAGAGACCCUUUGCAUGCAAAUCCUGUCCAGAGUCUUUUGCCCACAAGUUCAAUCUUACAAGGCACGAGCAAACGCAUACGGGCGAAAGGCCCUUCGGCUGUAAAUUCUGUCCACAAACAUUUUCCCAAAAGUUCAAUCGUACAAAGCACGAAGGGACACAUACGGGCAAGAUGCCCUUUGGCUGCACAUUCUGUCCACAGACUUUUGCCUGCAAGUCUUAUCUUGUAAGGCAUCAGCAAACUCAACAUGUAGUUGAGCAAAACUAUCGCUGUGCUAUGUGUCCACAACCUUUUACGAACAAAACUGAUCUUAAGAGGCACUUGCAGACCAUCCAUUUGAACAAAAUGCCCCGCUGCAGUGCCACGUUUUCAGCAACUAUAACCCAAAGCGAUGCUUCCUGUAAUUCUAUAGAUACUUAUCAGUUUAGUCAUCAAUGUUUAUUUUGUUCACAAAUUUUCGACUCUAUUGGUGAUCUUCAAGUGCACUCACGCACUCGCCACAUCCACCGCUGCAACACGUGUCCACUCAAAUUCAACAAAUACAUAAGCUUUCUCAAGCACAAACAUAGUGUUCACAAAAAUCGCUAA
Copidosoma floridanum is the source of this 2493-nucleotide messenger RNA. RefSeq names its product zinc finger protein 850-like. The record is from RefSeq and is a predicted model, not a curated record. NCBI's taxonomy places the organism in Eukaryota, Metazoa, Arthropoda, Insecta, Hymenoptera, Encyrtidae.